CGAGAUGGAUCAAGAAAUUGGGUUGAAAUAGUUUUUAAAAAUUUGGGAAGAAUCUCGUUGUGGAGGAUGGCCGAAAUUCACAGGAAAAACAAUUUUACUGGUUUUUGAUUUUUUUUUUGGAAAUGUCCUACAUUUAAAAUGUAACUAAAAAAUUCCCUUUAAAAUACAUGGCCAUUCGUGCCAAAUUUCCCCUCCAUUUCCAUUUUCGCAAGCGGUUCUGUUCUGCUGCACUCCAAUGGACGAAGACGAAGGAGAACUUCUCGUAUGGAAGUCAGACUCAGCACCUCAAUCUAUGGUUUCAGUCACAGUUGGCCGAGUUAUGACCACCUUACUCGUUGCUCGCCCAAAGAAGCUACACAACGCCGUUUCCGGUCUCUCAACCGACCACCGCCAAGGAGCUUCUUCACUAGAUUCUAUUCACCAAUCUCUCUGGUUUCUGCACCAAUAUGUCAAGGACGCUGUUCAAAACCAUGUCUCUUUAGAUGAAAUCCUCAUCCCCAUGAUUGAACACACGCUGAGACUCAAGGAUAAGAACUGGAAGCGAGGGGGCCAAGUUGUGGUGCUUCUUAACUGGCUGUUCCUUGACGAACUUAUUUUCCUAACGCUGAUAAAAAAUAUUGCGGAUAUUAUUGUGAGAAAGGAUGAUCGCUAUGUCGCUCUUGGCUGGUGUAUCCUUGUCCGUAGUCUUGUGGAGUUCGAGUCUGUCCCUUGUGAACUUCCAUUGAACGGGUUAAGAGAGAGAUUCAAUGAUAUGUUGAAGGUACUCUGUUCGUGCAUUCCACGUCUGACAUGUAUUUUAAGUAAAGGAAGUAUGCUACAGGAAGGGUUUGAGUUACCUUCUCGCCUUGCAGUUUGCGCUGCUGAUUGCAUCACGUCUCUUACUAAUGCACUGACCAGAAAGGCAGAGGUUCAAAUGAGGCAAAAAAGAUUAAAUGCAAAUUCAUCGUAUCAGCAAGUUACUUUCUUUCCAAAUGCUGUUGAUGAUCAGCAAGAGAAACCAAUUAGUAAUGCUUCAAAAGAUUCAUACUUGGACAUGGAGUAUUUACUCUGGCAUCAAUUGAAGGACCUCACGAAAUUAGUGCAGAGGCUUCUUGCAUGGAGCAGGAAAAGUCAGCCUUUGCAUGCAAAAGGUCUAGAGCAAGUGCUUAAGUGGUUGGAUGAGAUAAAUUUGCAUUAUGGUAACUUCCAAGAUGAGUUUGCCAUAGGGAAGGUGAAAUCUAAGAUUCCUCGAACUGGAUCCCUGCUACUUUCUUCUUGUUGGAGGCACUACAGCACCUUAUUAUUUUUGGAAGAUCGCCUAUUUUCUCAGCAUUACAAAGAAUGGUUGAACCAGUACUUGUCGGGCAUUCAGUAUUAUUCAGGCCAUCACACUGAGGAGACUAUUGGAAAUAAGAAUGCUAGAGAGACCAUGAUUUUUUUCCUGAAUUGUUUAUGCCUUCUAUUGGGACGGCUUGACAGAAAAAAAUUUGAAAGCACAAUUUCAGAAUAUGGAACUCAGAUUUCUCAGGUUCUGCUAUUGCAGUUUCAUAGUACAGAUGAAGAUGUCGUUGACGAGGUUGUUAGCAUAUUUAAGGCGUUUUUUCUUAAUUCAAAAUUAUCUUCUGGAGGCAGCAUCACUGACAACAGGCAACUGGAUUCUGUGAUGCCAUUGUUGCUUAACCUUCUAGAUGAGCGGGAUGUCAUCGCUAGAGCUGUCAUCAUUCUCAUUGCAGAAUCUUGUUUGAUGAGCAGAGAUAAUCAGUUCCUUUUGGAAGUCUUUAAGCGAUUUGAUUCUGAUAGUAUCAUGCAGAGGAGGAAUGCUAUUGAUGUGAUAUCUGAAAUUGUUCAGAUGUCAUCAAAUACAAGAAAUUUACUUACUCAGUCAGCAUGGCAAGAUACAGCUAACCAGUUAAUCAAGUGCCUGGAAGAUGAAGAAAUUCUGAUUCGUAAACAGGCUGCUGAUUUGCUUCCUUUUGUUGAGCCGGCUUUGUUUUUACCUUCCUUAGUACGUCUUGUCUACUCGUCAAAUGAUAAAGUUCUAGCUUCAGCCAGGGAGGCUCUCAUUGGGGUGCUCAAAUAUCAUAAUCAGAACAUUGGAGCAAUUUUGAUGCUACUUGACUGUGUUAGUGAUUUUUCUCUAAAUGCAGCUCUUCCAAGCACCGGGGGUAAUGGUCAAGAGCUUUUGCCAGGAACAAGGUUGCAAAGUGACCGAGUGCUCAGCCUAAUUCCUCAAUGGUCACAAAGUGUUCAAAAUUGGAAGUUCUUGAUAGGCCCGUUGAUUGAUAAGAUGUUUGCAGAACCAUCUAAUGCAAUUCUCGUAAGAUUCCUGAGUAUGAUAAACGAGCACUUGGUGAAAGCCACUGAUGUGGUCCUAAAGCGUAUUUUGUCAUAUGUGAAAGGACAGAAAGAGAUAGAUGAGUGCUUCUACACUAAACAGGAUAACCAAGACGAAGAUAUCUCCCUGAGUGUGCCACAAUCUCUAUUUGAGCGUCUUUGUCCACUACUUGUUAUUAGGAUGCUUCCCUUUGAAGUUUUUAAUGACUUGAGUAUGUCGGUCAUGUAUGGUCAGCUUCCUAACCGAGCAAUUAUGCAUGAUAUGGACAUGGUUGAUCAUAAGUGUGUUGCAGCUCUCUUAUUAAACAGGGCAUUUUCGAAGCACGAAUUUGAUGAUGUACGGAAGCUUGCUGCUGAGUUGUGUGGGCGCAUUCAUCCCCAGGUGCUUUAUCCUAUUGUUAACUCCGUACUAGAAGAUUCUGCCAUUUCUCAUAAUAUACCAAGAAUAAAAGCCUGCCUUUUCUCGACGUGCACAUCCCUCGUGGUAAGAGGUGAGCAGAACUUCUCACAUUUUGACAUGUUUGAAAUUGUAAAAACCUUGGAAGUAAUUCUAUUGUGGCCGUCACAGAGUGGAGAUGAAGUUUCCAAAUCAAAACAUGGAUGCAUUGAUUGCAUUGCGUUGAUGAUAUGCACUGAGCUACAAGCUCCAAACUCAUGGAGUGCCUCCAAAUUUGAGAAAAUUGACAUUGAUGAAAAAGGGCAUGCCUCCUUAAAAGGUUCUAUCCUGGAUUAUGUGAUCGGUCGAUUAAUAAAUGGUACAAAAGAACAAGGUGCAGCCUAUGACUUGGACAAUAAUGACAACCCAUCCAAUAAUUCAACUCCUUUAUCUCUUCGCCUUUGCAUGGCAAAUGUGCUCACCAGUGCCUGCCAAAAGCUUUCUGAUUCAGGAAAGAAACAAUUUGCUUGGAAAGUUCUUCCACGUCUCAUUAGUUUUGUUGAGGUAACAAGUACAUGGGUAGAUAUUAGAGCUCCAUGUAUUGGAAUCAUCUUUUCAGCCGUAUAUCAUCUGAAGUCGGCUGUUCUACCUUAUUCCAAUGAUAUUUUCAGAGUCUCCUUAAACGCCCUAAAAAACGGUCAAGAACAGGAAAGGAUAGCUGGUGCUAAGCUGAUGGUAUGCCUCAUGUCAAGUGAAGAUCCAAUUUUGGAAUGUAUUUCUGGAGGAUUACUAGAAGCGAGAGAUGUGCUCUCAAGUGUAUCUUCUUCGGAUCCUUCAAUUGAAGUCCAACAAAUUUGCCAAAAGAUGCUCCACUGUUUGAUUUCAUCAUCAUAAUUGGAUAAUGAUGUUCCUGUCUUGAAUUUUUAAUCAUAAAAGUCAUUGUAAAUGAUAGCAAUUGGUAAAACCUAUGGUAUAUUUGGAGGAUUAUUUUUGUCUACUAUGGUAUAUUUGUAAAUAGUAGUAAUAGUAGUGAUUUUAAAUACAUGGUACAUCAGUUGAAGGACUCUUUUAGCAUGGGCCUCACCUAUCAGUUAAUUUUUUUUUAAAAAAA
This is a messenger RNA of Cucumis sativus (cucumber), 3800 nucleotides long. RefSeq lists its product as uncharacterized. The transcript has 24 exons. The coding region runs from base 236 to 3583 and encodes 1115 amino acids. Lineage: Eukaryota; Viridiplantae; Streptophyta; Magnoliopsida; Cucurbitales; Cucurbitaceae. The record is from RefSeq and is a predicted model, not a curated record.